Messenger RNA from Amaranthus tricolor (Joseph's coat), 942 nucleotides. RefSeq lists its product as uncharacterized. The transcript is spliced from 2 exons. The coding region runs from base 1 to 942 and encodes 313 amino acids. The record is from RefSeq and is a predicted model, not a curated record. NCBI's taxonomy places the organism in Eukaryota, Viridiplantae, Streptophyta, Magnoliopsida, Caryophyllales, Amaranthaceae.
AUGACUACAUUUUGUAUUUGUCAUGCACAAAAAAAAUUGAAACUGUGGAAGAAAAAUAAGCUUGGUGAUGCAAAAGCCCUAUUAGUAGAUACUUCCUUCAUUUUGAAAUACUCGCUAUAUUACGAUGAAGGAAAUGAUCAAGAUGAUCAAUAUGAUGAAGAUGGAGGAAAUUCUGUUCAUCAUGUUGAUGCUAGUCUCUACACCCAACCAUCAUUUCAAGAUCUACUUUCACAAUUUGGUUCACCACCGAGCUUUACUCAACUGGUUCAACCAUCUCAACAGAAUCCUAAUGAUGAAGGCCCUAUACCUUCAAAGAAAAGUUGGGAUUUGACUAAAGAUAUUGCUCUCAUAUAUCCAGUCAUGAAUACAAGUACAAAUCCAAUUGUAAGCACCAACCAAAAGAUAAGAGUGAGGUGGCAAAAAGUUAAGGAAGCUUAUGAAGCAGCGAGGAUGGAACGACCCCAUCUGAUCCCACGAAGAACCGCCAACAUGCUUAAAUGUCGUUGGGAUAGAGUUGCUCCAGCAUGUUUGAAGUGGUUUAGAAGUUAUAACGAGGCUCUUAGGAGGAAGAAGAGCGGCACGAGAGACAAAGAUUUGCUUAAAGAAGCGCAUUUACUCCAUCAAAGAAAACACGGUAACUUUAACUUGAUUGAGCAAUGGAAAAUUUUAGAAAAGUAUAACAAGUUGAAGCUAGUGGUAAAAAUUAAUCAACAAAAACGAUUGGAUCAACAACCAACUGGUGGUGUUAAUAGUGAAAGUAGUGGGAAAAGAUCAAGGACAGAAGAAGAUUCUGAUACACCAACAAGUGAACCUCAAGAAGGAUCAUCUACUCGCCCCGAGGGUAUGAAAAAGGCUAAGGCUCGCAUGACUGAAAAAAUGGUUGCAUAUCAAUCAAUUCAAGCUUUGAGUGCAUUUGGAGAGAGUCUUCGACUUAAUUCAUAA